Messenger RNA from Ceratitis capitata (Mediterranean fruit fly), 1034 nucleotides. It is a transcript of the gene Coq4, whose product is annotated as ubiquinone biosynthesis protein COQ4 homolog, mitochondrial. Gene Ontology annotation, biological process: ubiquinone biosynthetic process. The transcript is spliced from 5 exons. Gene Ontology annotation, cellular component: mitochondrion; mitochondrial inner membrane. The record is from RefSeq and is a predicted model, not a curated record. NCBI's taxonomy places the organism in Eukaryota, Metazoa, Arthropoda, Insecta, Diptera, Tephritidae. Bases 123 to 956 code for a protein of 277 amino acids.
AUGCAACCAUGUUUAAGAAGUCUUUAAGCAAACAGCUGAUUUGUGGUGUGUUGUGAUAAAUUGCUCGGUAUUUCUCCAAUUGUAUUCAUUAAUAAAAUACUUACAUAUAUCUAAAGAAGAAAAUGCUACUUCUUGGCCGUACAAGUCUGCUAGCACAACUCCUAAGGCGCCCAUCGGGAUAUAGGUGUAUCAUUACGACAAGAGAAAGUAAAACCACCACAAAUAUUGAAAAUGUCGACAAUCCACCUCCAAGUGAUGACGCCCAAUUGGAUGAGUUCACCAAAGAGUUUCUCAAAAAUCGCAUAGAAAUGACGCCGUUUCAGAAAAUAUUGCUUGGCGCGGGCUCAUCGGUAGCAGCGCUUAUAGAUCCACGAAGACACGAUAUGAUCGCCGCUUUGGGCGAAACCACCGGUGAAGCGACACUACAGAAUAUUUUGCAAACGAUGCAGGCAUCGGAAGAAGGUCAACGUAUACUCACACAGAAGCCACGUAUCAACACUCAAACAGUGAACUUGAAACGUCUUCGUUCGUUGGCCGAGAACACACUGGGACAUGUCUACGUUCAAUUCUUAGAUGAUAAUAAGGUAACACCUGACUCACGCAUGGAGGUACGUUUUAUUCAUGAUCCAAUGUUGGCGUACGUGAUGACUCGUUAUCGUGAAUGUCAUGACUUGGUCCACACCGUGUUGGGCAUGCCUACUAAUAUGCUAGGAGAGGUGGCCGUCAAAUGGGUCGAGGCAUUGAAUAACGGAUUGCCUAUGUGCUAUGGCGGUGCAAUAUUUGGUGCCAUCCGUCUCCGUCCUAAGCAACGAAAGGAAUAUACAACUCAUUAUUUACCUUGGGCUUUAAAGAAUGGCCGAGAAAUGAAACCUCUUAUGGCUGUUUAUUGGGAGGAGCGAUGGGAGCAAAAUUUAGACGAAUUACGAAAGGAAUUAAAUAUAACGACCCUAAAAUGAAUUAGUUAUUCCCUAGUUAUGUAUGUAUAUAAUAGACUCUAAGCCUUUUCAUGUUUAUGUAUAUAUUGGACAAAUGAA